GUCCUCCCACUAAGCUUUCCCAAUGUUCUGACUCAACGGGCUAUCAACGCUGAAUCAGUCAAGUAGUUUGGUAUAAGAGCCAUGUCAGGUCUACUUGGGUCCACGAUAGGACUCCGGCGACUGUGCCCACGUAUACGGUCAUUUGGACACGAAGCCAUGGCGUCCGACUUGCAUCUCCUAGUCGUUGGUCUCGGCAAUGCGCCCCUUCCCAAUACGCGGCACAGCGUCGGUCACGUUGUUAUCGACUCUCUGGCGUCUCGAAUGGGUCUGCGCCUUUCCUAUGACCGUUCUAUGGGCGGCACAUAUGGCACCACCACUGUCAUGCUCGGUCAGGUGCCAACUACUGUGACCCUCUUGAAGCCCAAGAACUUGAUGAACAUACUCGGGCCAGACGUGGCCACAGCGCUCAGGAAGACGUGCAUGCUCCCCUCCGGCAAUCUCGUCGUCAUACACGAUUCAAUAGAGCACAAGGCACAGACAGUGUCUUACAAGACGGGCGGAUCCGCAAACGGACACAAUGGCGUUCGGAGCGUCAUCACCGCUUUGGGCCACAAGCAGGAGUUUCACCGAAUACGUAUCGGGAUAGGACGCGAAAGGUCUGACCCGGCGAAAUACGUGUUGGGACCCUUAUCUGCGGAAGAGCGUCUAUUCUGGGGGUCGUCGGGUCACGGUACGGACCUUGUCUGGAAGCAGCUCGAAUUUGUCGCGCGACAGCAAGGCAAGCAACAGGGGUGAAGAACGCAUCAUACUUUCCAUACGGCCGCUAUGGGUACACCAACCAUACGCGGUUCUGCUGUCCGUCGCUGGCCACAUUUCGCAACUGCGUGAGAUGCUCGAUGCUGAUACACCGUUGCCAUAUCCGGCACCUUCCCGGUCUUUCUCCGCUCAAACCGACCCAGAUCAACUCUGGCCGUCGCUCGACCAUCAGAGAAGGCCGUCUUCGAACGCGAUGCAGCGCGCUUCCGCCCGCCCGCCGCAUCGGCCAAACAAAUGUAAAUAACGCGAACGUCACGAGGGUCGCGCUUCGGCGCCUUCGUCGACGCAAAUGCAUAUGGGAGCCGCAUGGCCCCGCGCACUUCCCGCCGCGCUCGCCGUGGUUCGCGACGUCCGCGGUUCCUUAAGUAUCGCGUGCCGCUGUCUCCCCGGGGUUGACGCGAAGACUGUCCCCGGGUCUCAACUCUAAUCCCUCAUCGACCGCACUGGGCCAGCGAGAGUUCAGCGAUGGCGAUACUUCGUGCAAGAACGGCGUUGGCCGCAGCCUUGGCAGCUUCGACUGCCAUAGUCAGCGCUCAGCCUUCUCCCGAAGUGCAGAAGAGGAUCUCCCAGGCAAUCGAGAACGCGGCGAACGAGACGACGAUUGACUACACCUCUUUCGUCAACGUUUUCAUCGAUAAUUUCGGGGAUGUCUGUCCCGGCGCAUCCAUACCCUUUGGGAUGGUUAAGUUCUCCACCGACCUUACAGGAUAUGCACCUGCGGGUUACAUCACCGACCCAACACAGAAGAUUCGCGGUCUCUCCCCUCUCCAUGAUUCCGGAACCGGUUCCUCCUUGGGAACUUAUGGCAACUUCGAGAUCAUGCCUUUGUUGUGCCCCAAAGGAUUCGAUACGUGCACCACAAGAUUGAACGCUCGAGAAAGAUUCCGCAAGAACAACACCGAUGAUGCGUCCCCUGGAUACUUCUCCCAAACGAUGGACAACGAUCUCAAAAUGGAAGCCACCUCUACUCGUCGCGCUGGUCUCGAACGGUUCACCUUCCCCAAGGGAUCAGGGACACCUUACUUCGUACUGGAUUUGGCGAACGACCUUCCAGGGUCCUUUGCAGGAGGUAACUUGACCAUCGACCCCGAUGCAGGUCGUAUCACCAUUGGUGGACAUUGGGGUUCUAGUUUCGGACCAGGGAACUUUCAUUACCAGGCCUUUGCUUGCUAUGACCUGCUUAAUAAUGGGAAACAGACAUUGAAGGAAUACGGCGUCUGGACCGGCGACGACUAUGGCCUCGAUGCCAAAGGUCUGGGGAUGACACACCUCAACCUUUCGCAGAACCUCAUUGGCGGCCCACCGUACGAGUCGGGGGCACUAUUCUCCUUCGAUCAUGAACCCUCCGAAGUCAUCAUUCGUGUGGGUGUCUCAUUCGUGUCGGCCGAUCAGGCGUGCCAAAACGCCGAGCAAGAGGUCGGAACGUCCUCGUUCGACGACAUCGUGGCGCAGUCGAAAGCGCUCUGGAACGAAAAGCUGAGUAAGAUCGAGAUUGACGUUGCGCACACGCCUCCGAACGUCACCGAACUGUUGUACUCGUCGCUUUACCGGUCAUUCCUGACGCCGAACAACGCCACCGGCGAGACGCAAGGAGUCUUCGCCGGCACAUCUUCCUUCUACUUUGACUCUCUGUACUGCAGCUGGGAUACCUUCCGGACCUUCUACCCGCUGCUAUCCCUACACUCUCCCGUCGAGUUCGCGCAGAUUGUUGACAACUAUAUCGACGGGUACCGCAAGAUGGGAUGGAUGCCCGAGUGCCGAGCCAACAACCUCCCAGGAUGGACCCAAGGCGGCAGCAGCGCGGAUAACAUUGUAGCCCAGUUCGCCGUAAGCUAUCACAACGAAGCGGCUGCCCUUGGCAUCGACCUGCAGGAGCUAUACGCAGCGCAAGUUGCCGACGGACAGGUCAAUCCACCAGAGUGGAAUACCCUGGGUCGUCAGGUGAACGUAUACAAACAAUAUGGUUACGUGCCGUUUGCAGUGUUAGACACCGAGUCCACGGGAAGACAAACAAGAGAAGGUAGUAGAACGGUGGAGUACGCCUUCGAGGAUUUCGGAAUACGGCAGGUUGCUCAGUUGUUGAACAAAACCGAUGAUGUAGCGUAUUACACCAACCGAUCCUUCAACUACCGCAAUGUUUGGGACCCUACGGUUAAGAGCAAUGGAUUCAAAGGUUUCCUUCAAAAACGAUACGCCGACGGAAAAUUCAACUUCACCGAUCCUACACAUUGCUCGCCUGUCGACGAUGUGACUACAGAGUGCUCCCUCCAGCAGGAUAAUACGAACGGCUUCUACGAAUCAUCUUCGUGGGAGUACAGUUGGUUCGCCCCGCACGACACAGCACAUCUCGUUCAGUUGAUGGGCGGAAAUUCGACGUUCCUCGACAGAUUAGACCACUUUUUUGAAGCCGGCUAUUACGAAGCCGGCAACGAGCCGUCAUUCCAGACACCUAUAGGAUACCAUUACGCGAACAAGCCAGCACGCUCGGUGGAUCGUGUUCGCGACGUGGUGUUCUCCAACUUUGACAUCACACCCGGUGGUUUGCCAGGAAACGACGAUCAGGCUGCGAUGGCGACCUUGCUCUCCUGGCACCUCCUCGGCAUGUACCCCGUGCCGUCCAGCACCGAGAUCCUCAUCCUGUCGCCGUUCACCCCGAAGUUCACCAUCCACAACAGCUACCUCGGCGUUUCCACUACGGUCAACGUCGUCAACUUCGAUCCCAAGUCCGUGAACGGUACGAUCCCCAAGGGCGCCUCCGCAUACGUUGAAAAGGUCACCGUGAACGGCGUCGAAACUGAGAGCAGGUGCCACUUCGACUUUUAUGACACCUUCCGCGCCGGGGCCAACAUCACGAUCACGCUCACUGCCGACAAGGAUAACGUUGAUGACUGUGCAGGCAGCUUGCCGGAGAGCUUAUCGACAGGCGGAUUUGCGAGCGCGAGGUGA
This is a messenger RNA of Punctularia strigosozonata HHB-11173 SS5, 3702 nucleotides long. Its product is annotated as glycoside hydrolase family 92 protein. Lineage: Eukaryota; Fungi; Basidiomycota; Agaricomycetes; Corticiales; Punctulariaceae. The transcript is spliced from 25 exons. The record is from RefSeq and is a predicted model, not a curated record. Gene Ontology annotation, cellular component: cytosol; nucleus. Gene Ontology annotation, biological process: protein deglycosylation; glycoprotein catabolic process; carbohydrate metabolic process. Bases 1222 to 3702 code for a protein of 826 amino acids. Gene Ontology annotation, molecular function: carbohydrate binding; peptide-N4-(N-acetyl-beta-glucosaminyl)asparagine amidase activity.